AGGCGGCUGCACACCUCGAGUGCUAAACUCGUUACAAUCAAUGCCAAGGGCGUACCAGAAUAUAAGGCAGUGUCAAUAUGGCUCGGUGGAAUCAACGAAGCCUUCGCUCUCGUCCCUAUCGCUGUUGGCGAAGCACUCAGGACGAUGCCAAACCAGAGUGGGCGUUUCCCAAAGCCUGACACUCACCGCCUUACUUUCGACCACUCUAGCCAGGCUUUUAUGCAAGUGUCAGCACCAUAUCCUCGCCUAGUACUUGACCGAGAUCUUCCAAGGCAGAGCGACCGCGAUACCAGUCCAGCGACUCUGUUUUGUUUCGCCGCCACAUACACUAUUGCAUUAGAUGGUACAGCGGAC
Zasmidium cellare ATCC 36951 is the source of this 354-nucleotide messenger RNA. RefSeq lists its product as uncharacterized. The transcript is spliced from 2 exons. The annotation marks the transcript as partial. The record is from RefSeq and is a predicted model, not a curated record. Lineage: Eukaryota; Fungi; Ascomycota; Dothideomycetes; Mycosphaerellales; Mycosphaerellaceae.